Molecule: messenger RNA, 2379 nt
Organism: Aplosporella prunicola CBS 121167
Lineage: Eukaryota; Fungi; Ascomycota; Dothideomycetes; Botryosphaeriales; Aplosporellaceae
Exons: 2
Coding region: 1-2379 (792 amino acids)
Biological process (GO): nucleoside metabolic process
Molecular function (GO): protein binding; ADP binding; catalytic activity
Source: RefSeq, a predicted model, not a curated record
AUGACGUACCGCCUCAGCCGCGAAGACUAUACGGUGGGCUGGGUCUGCGCUUUGCCCAUCGAGCUCACCGCAGCUCAGGAGAUGCUCGACGAAGAGCAUAAUGACCUCCAUCAAGACAGCGGCGAUACCAACAUAUACACUUUUAGACGCAUCGGCGGGCACAAUGUUGUCAUCGCCUGCCUACCCGCAGGCCUGACCGGCACCAACUCUGCUGCAGCGGUUGCAAUGCAGAUGAGGUCUACCUUCCGCGCGAUUCGAUUUGGGCUCAUGGUUGGGAUUAGAGGCGGCGUCCCUAGCCCAGAAACAGAUGUCCGACUUGGAGACGUUGUUAUCAGCCAGCCUAGCAACGGACAUGGUGGGGUUAUUCAGUAUGAUUUCGGAAAAUCGACGCCGAACGGUUUCGAGCGAUCAGGAUUCUUGAAUACUCCUCCGCAAAUCCUCCUUGCUGCCCUCGCAAAGCUACGAGCGAACCUCGACCGAGGCAGGAGCAAUCUCCCGGUGCACAUUUCAAAGCUCGGCAAGCUACCCAAAUUCAGCCGUAACCAGGCUGGUGACGAUAUACUGUUUGACGGAGGCUACAACCAUUCUGGAGGGAAUAACUAUAUAUUAUGCGAUGACACACGGAAGCUGCAUCGGGAAGCAAGGGCAAUCGAUACACCUAUCGGAAUCCAUUACGGCACGAUCGCAUCGGGAAACCAGGUGAUGAGGAACGGCGCUACAAGAGAUCAGAUCAGCUCUGAGUUUGGAGGAGUGCUGUGCUUCGAGAUGGAGGCGGCGGGCUUGAUGAACAGUUUCCCGUGCUUAGUAGUCCGUGGGAUCUGCGACUAUGCCGACUCUCACAAGAACAAGAGAUGGCAGCCGUACGCAGCUGGAACGGCGGCGGCAUACGCUAAAGAGCUGCUGUUAGUGAUGCCGGCGGUAGAUGUGAUGAAGACACGAACGGUCGCUGAAGCAACACAAGGGAUGCCUAUUUUCUACCUCCCUUUCCCAAGAAAUCGCCAGUUUGUCGGUCGAAGUGCAGAACUUGAUGCGCUGAAGCAAAAGCUGCUUGUGGACAAAGACUGCCAGAAGGUGGCAAUCAGCGGCCUUGGUGGCAUCGGCAAGACACAAAUUGCCCUACAAUUCGCAUACUUUGUUAAGGAAAGCUAUCCAGAAUUCUCCGUCUUCUGGGUCCAAGCGUUGAGUAUAGAGACUUUUGAGCGCGGUUGCAUAGAGAUGGCAACAGCAUUAGGAAUACGUCAGGAAAGCAAAGAUGACGUCAAGAAGCUAGUACAGCGGCGAUUAUGCGGAAAGGCCGCGGGCAAGUGGUUGCUUAUCAUCGAUAACGCCGACGACCUAGACUUACUUCGUGGUUCUGAGCAAACGGAAGGUUUGCUAACCUUCCUACCAGAAAGUGAAAAUGGCCUGACCAUAUUCACGACGCGCUAUGGAGAGGUAGCACAGUAUCUAGCCGGCAACGAUGUGGUCGAGGUCGGAAAGAUGAUGAAACGGGAAGCGUUAGGCUUGUUUGAGAAGUCACUGCUCCGAAAGGACCCUCCUUACAACGAGGAGAUCGUGAUGGAUCUUCUCACAGAGCUGGAAUACCUCCCGUUGGCUAUCACCCAGGCGGUAGCAUAUAUCAACACAUGCAAAACCCCUAUCCCCAAAUAUCUGCUGCUUUUGAAAAACACAGAAAAGAAUGCUAUUGCUAUUCUAAGCCGGAAUUUUGACGACAGGACACGAUACCCGAACUCGGCAAAUGCAGUUGCGAAGACAUGGACGAUCACAUUUAAUAAGAUUUCUGAAUCUGAUACGCUGGCGGCAGAUCUCCUCGCCUUCAUAUCUUUCAUCGAAUGGAAAGCAAUUCCGAACUCUAUUUUACCAGCAUCCGGCCGGGAAGCCCAGCAAGAAGAGGCCAUUGGCAUACUCUGCGCAUACUCAUUUCUAGAGAGACGAGGUGACGGUGAGAAAUUUGAUAUGCACCGACUCGUUCACUUAGCGACGGGGAUAUGGGUUAGUCAGAACGGCCGGGCAGUAGCCAAGAGUAUGGCGGCACUAAAACACCUCUCGGAAGUCUUUCCAUUUGGCGAGUACCAAAAUCGCGAAACCUGGCGGGAUUAUCUACCGCACGCGGCACGUAUAGUCAAGAACGAAAAUUGUCAGGGUAUAAAGGAAAGGAGCGAGCUCUGCCUAAAGGUCGGGCGGUGUUUAUACGUCGAUGGGAGGAUAAAUGAAGCUGUUCUCUGGCUACAGAAUUCCUGCGAAUGGAGGGAUAGAAAUCUCGCAGAAGACCAUCCCUCACGACUAGCAUCGCAGCACAACCUCGCCGGGGCAUACCAAGCGAACGGACAGGUCAAGGAGUGUCACGGCAGUGAGGCGGAUUCAAAUCAGAUUGUGUAA